Molecule: messenger RNA, 1341 nt
Organism: Lycium ferocissimum
Lineage: Eukaryota; Viridiplantae; Streptophyta; Magnoliopsida; Solanales; Solanaceae
Product: protein WVD2-like 3
Exons: 7
Coding region: 32-982 (316 amino acids)
Biological process (GO): microtubule cytoskeleton organization
Molecular function (GO): microtubule binding
Source: RefSeq, a predicted model, not a curated record
AUGGAUCUGUUUGCAUUGGUUAUGAUCGUUUAUGUACAUUCUAAGGGUAGAUCUAUAUAGGAAAAGGAUUCUUUUCACAAUAUGCUAUAUUAUUCAUUUUUGCUCUCCACCCAAUGUGGUUUUGUCAAGAGGUUUGAUGGGGUUAGAAGUUACAGAUAGCUGUAUGGAAAAGGAGCAAGGUGGUGCAAUAAGUUACUCGGAUGUGGAGCAGAGAACUGAUAUGCUGAAUGAGAAUGUUGAAACAAAGGAGUAUGAAGUGAAGGAAUCGACAGCUGAAAUGUCAGUUGAGAGCAGACAGGAACAAGAUCGACCAAGCUCAAAGGUAAAAGAUGAUAACAGGAGACCAAGAGCUUCAGUGAAAUCAAUAACCAAAUCUGUUGCUGGAAGCAGCAAAACAAAGUGCACUGUUCCCCAGCCAUUUGCUCUGGCAACUCAGAGGCGUGCUUCUCAUGGAACUCGUCCUGUUACGAAUGAUGCAGGCGAAGUUUCCUUAUCAGUUGCACCUAAGAAGUCCGACAACAAGAAAAAUUUUGAUGAGGAAGAGUCAUCGAUCGCCUCUUGUGAUGUGGUCUCAGCAAGAAAAUCCAGGGUCACUGUAGCGUCAGCCCCAGUAUUUCGGUCCUCUGAACGUGCAGCAAGAAGGAAGGAGUUUUACUCAAAAUUAGAGGAGAAACAACAAGCUUUGGAGGCUGAGAAAAUUCAAUGGGAGGAAAGGACAAAGGAAGAGAGAGAAGCAGCUAUGAAGCAAAUGAGAAGGAAUUUGUUGUUUAAAGCAAACCCGAUGCCGAGUUUCUACCAUGAAGGACCUCCACCUAAGGCUGAACUGAAAAAGCCACCACCGACGCGUGCAAAAUCACCAAAGUUUGGCAGAAGGAAGAGCUGCGGUGAUACAGGUGGCUUGGAUAAAGGUGUAGGAGCUUAUGACCGAGGAAGUCAGCAUAUUCUUGGUUACAAUGCAAAUACCACCUUUGCUUCUAGAUAGUAAAGACCAUGUCAAUAUCCAAGUUCUGCUACUUACAACUUUAACAAUGAGUCCAAUCAUGGAGAGGAGUCAAAUGAGUCAUAUAUGACUAAGAUGCAUGAAGUUAUGAAUAUGGAUAUUAUCUUUCAUUCUUGAGCCUUUGGUGAGUUUUAUAAUUUAAUAAAGUGAGCCAUUAUUUUCUUGUAUUUUCCUUCUUGUGACAGCUCUAAGGGCUGUGCAUUGACUUCUUAUUUAAACUGCAAAUCUUUUUUUUGCAGUAGUCUAUGUAACAUUAAUUUAUUUAAGUGUAAAUUUCUGUAAGUUAUUCUCAUUCUUGUGUAAAGAGACUCCAUCUUCUAUAAAAUUCUAUAUAUUUUUAA